AUGACUAUCAGCGUGCUCAAAAUGAAGACCCAAAGAGCCUACGCGAAUGAUGACGAUAUCUACAAUUUUGACGAGACUGGCUUCGCGAUGGGCUUGAUAUCUACUGCUAGAAUCGUUGUACGAAGAGAUUUCUACGGUCGGAAACCUUUUUUACAGCCUGGAAAUCGUGAGUGGGUUACAGCAAUCGAAUCCAUCUCGGCAACCGGUUUCUCGCCUCCGUCAUGUAAUAUUUUUCAAGGUUCAAUAUAUGAUAUACAGUGGGCUACUGGUCUUCCUGACGACUGGCGAUUUGAAGUAUCCAAAAAUGGCUGGACUACUGAUAAGAUCAGUCUUCGAUGGCUAGAAAAACUCUUUAUUCCAGCAACUACUACACGUACGCGCGGAAGAUAUCGAUUGCUGAUAUUAGAUGGGCAUGGUAGUCAUCUAACACCACGGUUCGAUCAAAAUUGCAAAGAGAACAAUAUUAUCCCAAUUUGCAUGCCAGCACAAUCGUCUCAUCUUCUACAGCCGCUUGAUAUUGGUUGUUUUGCUAUGUUGAAACGAUCAUAUUAUCCGCGUCUAGGAUACAAUCAUAUCAACAAACGUGAUUUCCUAGAAUCCUAUCCUCAGGCUCGCCACUUCGCUGCCGCAGGCCUAGUUCCAAUCAACGCCGAGCGAGUCCUGUCCAAACUCAAUAUAUCGCUUUGCGAACCAACACCACCAGCAAGCAGGCCUAGCAGCAGAUCUAGCAUUUUUACACCAAAAACACCGCAUACAGCUAAGCAGCUUGCUAAGCAAGCUUCUUCAAUCAAACGUCUACAAGACAAUGUUGAAUUUAAUAUCGGUGGAAAUGCAGCAUGUACAACUUCAGCAGGAGAGCAAAUUGGCUGA
Penicillium pulvis is the source of this 870-nucleotide messenger RNA. RefSeq lists its product as uncharacterized. The transcript has 4 exons. Lineage: Eukaryota; Fungi; Ascomycota; Eurotiomycetes; Eurotiales; Aspergillaceae. Gene Ontology annotation, cellular component: nucleus. The coding region runs from base 1 to 870 and encodes 289 amino acids. The record is from RefSeq and is a predicted model, not a curated record. Gene Ontology annotation, molecular function: DNA binding.